This is a messenger RNA of Caenorhabditis auriculariae, 3897 nucleotides long. The record is from the annotation of a GenBank genome assembly. Lineage: Eukaryota; Metazoa; Nematoda; Chromadorea; Rhabditida; Rhabditidae.
AUGAAAUUGCUACAACGAAUUCGUGAUUCAACUAUCACCGGCUGUUCGAAUAUUGAGGAAAGAGCUUAUGUAGGUUUUUUUUUCAAUAGUUGCUUCAAUUAACUCUUCAUCAGGAUGGCGAAUAUUGGUACAAAAUUGAUGAAACCUGGUAUGCUGGUACCAAUGUGAUUAGUCUAUCGGUUGGUUCAAUAAGAGAAGGGAAUAAUAAUAACUUUUUAAAGGUUCGUGGUGACCCGGAACAAAUGUACACCCUCGGCGCUUUGAUCAUUUUGUGGUUUGAAAAGGACAAAAGCCACAAAGAAUACGUCAAAGUGGCGUCAACACGAGGCUUUCAGCCCAUCAACCGUGGGGACAGGUUUCUGAAAUUUCAGAGUCAAACGAUGGAAGUUUUGAAAAAAAAUAGGAAUUUAUUUAAUUAUUAGGCAUUUACUAUACUAACAUGUGAGUCUUUUUCUUCUCCAUUCUUCAUUUUACAAGUCUAUGUUUUAAGAGUUUUUUUAAAGAAUUUUUUAAUAUUAAUAUGGAUUAGAACAGAAACAAAGUUCAGUGAGUUUUAGAAACUCUAUCCUGGACUAUUUGGACGGAAUGACUGCACGCAAUCAGUUUCCCGACUCGUACACGAAAAGAGACGAAGUAUUCGAGGUGAACUUGAAGACGCGCAGGACUAUUCCGAGCAUCAAGUCUGAAAUAGUGUGGGUUGUUUUGUGGAAAGUUCAUCGACUUACAUUACUUACAUGUCGUCGAAUUCACUUCUAGGGAUGGAAAUCUCGCAUAAUCUAGAUGGGAAAUCGUGAACGGUUCCCUCUAUCUUUAAGUUUUUAACAUUUUUCUAAGUUCGUUCUUUCAAAAGUUUCAGCAAAGACUUUUGAACUCAUCAUUUGAAGUCAGGUUUUUUCGGAAUCAAAAAAAACCAAUUGGAAGGAAAACUUUUUUACGACUUCAAAAAAGAAAAUGUAAUGUUUAGAACACCGAGCGGUUAUUAUCGAAAAGAUUCCAGAGAUUCUGAGGAGGAGCCCGAAACCAAGGCGAACGUGUACCGCGCGACGGUAGCGGAGAAAAUCAAAAUCGAGGACCUGCCUGAAUUCGCGCAGAUGCGCCAGAAACGUCUCCGGCAGCUCCACGCGCGCAAAUCCACGAUCGCCGCCGUCGAACGCGCCCGAUCCCCCACAGACAUGUCCGUUGUCGAGUUGUUUCGUGUUGAACCAAUACUUUCCGAGUAAAAAUCGGACUUUUUCCUAUAUUCUCUUCAAAAACGUGAGAAAUGCAUCCGCUGAAUCAUCCUCUCGAGUCUAUACUUUUGGCCUUUGAAGUUUUUUUUUUUCAAAUUAGCACCUCUAAGGUCCCAACAGUCGUUUUUUAACAAACCGUGCAAGAGUACAUCAUUUUAAGCUAUUUUUUGCUUCGGGUCAUUUUUUUUGUCUUUUUUUUCUUCCAAUAACCGCUCCAUUUUUUGGGAGACCCUUUGAAGAUUUGCAGGAAAAUUAUUUAAAAAAAAGGAUUUUUAAACGAACUUGCUCAGCAAUGCGAAUACGGUGGUGAGAAAUGUGGAACGGCCUCGGCUGGCCGAAAGAACUUGGCGAAAUCGCACCACAAUUAUGGGCUCCAACAAGAGUUUCCUCAGCAUUCUCGACACUCUGCAGGCUAUUAAGGUCGAUUUCAGAAUUAAAAAAAACAAUGAAAAAAAAACUUUCCAAUUGUUUUUGAAGUUACAGACGCGUGGUAAUCCAAUCAUAGACGUUUUUCAGGAUCGAGAAGAAGGUACUAAAAAAGUCCCGGCGGAGAAAGAAAAACCGCUGAAAGUUCGUUCGGAGGACCAACCUUAUAGUCGCUAUGCACAGGAACAGUUCAACAGGGUUUUCAAUCUUGAAAUCAAUCCAUGACAUUCAAAAUAUUCAGACCUUUCCUUUCGAAGAAAAACAUCACAGUUUUGCCAAUUUGCCUUUUGCCACCGCCAUUUCCGAAGUAUUGUCUCAGCGUGAGUUUUAUAAAAUUUUUUUUGCAUGAAAAGGACAAAAGUUGAUGUUUCGAAUAAUAAUUGUUUCUCAAAUUGAGUGGGCGUUUUUUUCCAAUUGAACCGUACCUUUCCAAGUUUUAUCGAAUAAUUUUGACUUUUUCAAUUGAAUAGUAUAUUCUCGCCAAACAGUACAGUACUUCAUUCGUUUCGUGCACUUCUUACUGUCUAAGAAGCAAGUUUCAAGGAUGAAAUCAAAAAUUGAAACAAAAUUCUAUCUGAUAUUUCUCCACUCUGUAGUAGGAUAAGUGCAGGAAGAAGAAGUCAGCGAAUCGUCCCUCUUGCAUCAUAACAGAUAUUUAUUCAUUAAAAUGUUUUCUGGAUGAAAGCCAACAAAUGUGCUCAGCGUCGGAUGGAGCGUCCUCGAUGAAGGAAGAGAAGCCGUUUGGCAACGCCUCGAAACUCAUCAAAUUCGAGGUGUUUUCGCCACCCAAAAAUGUGCCGAAAAGCGUUCCGAGAGCCAAACAUCGGACUCCGAUCAUCGUCGUUCCGCCGGCGACCUCUGCCACGAUUUUGUCGCUAAAAAACGUGGCCUCGCUUCUGGAGGUCUGUUCUCUUUGAAAUGCGCGCCGAGCAGCAGGAAGAUAAGGCGUCUCGAGCAGACUUGUGCGGCGUCGCCUUAUAAGGAAAAGUAUGGACUAUUUGUGAAAUUACGUGGAAGAAAAAUCAAAAUUUUCAAGAAAUGGAAUUAAAUUUUUGCUCUUUUUACUUACCACUCAAAACAACUCUACUCCUCUCAAAACUAAAUGAAACCGCUUUGAUGGUAGGAAAAAGAAACUUAUAAUGUGAGUCCUGAUUGUCGGGAAAGAAAUGGGGAAACAGUUUGGAUUGUAGGACAUGAACUACACGGACAUGCACGACUUGGUGCCCGGCAGCCUUGUCGGCCGUGCGCAGCGGAUCAUCCAGCGCAAGCGGAGCGGCAAUGAAAACGUCUCCGGAAGCGUUCCUUACCUCGUCAUCGACGACCCCACGAAACUCCGCAAGGAGGACUGGGACCGCAUCGUCGCCGUCUUCGUCAUGGUCUGUCCAGUCUUCUUCGACUUAUUUUGUAGAUGACAAGAUCAAAAAUAUGUUUUCGACAAAAAGUCUCAGCUCAAAAAUGUUGAAACUUUGUUCAAUAUUUUUCCUGUUUUAUUAUUUCUCUUUUCAAGUUUUUUUUUUGAACGAUAGGUUUUCCAUGUCUCUUAUUAAAAAAUUGAACAGUUCAAAAAAAAAAGAGAAAGUUUAUUCAAAAAACAACAAGAGACAACAAAAUUGCAAUAAACUUCUGAUUUUUUUUCCUGAUAAAAUUUCAUCAAUUACUGAUGAUCAUUCGAACGAGAAUAGACAAAUUAACAUGAAAUAAAUGAAUAUUUUACUCACUGUAAGAGGACGCACGAAGUCUUUAUUUAAGUGGCCAGGAAAUCAUUUGUGCAAAGCCGACAACUAUGGCUAGAUUCUAAGAAAAUUGGUUGUCAGGGACCCGCCUGGCAGUUCAAAAACUGGCGAUGGCAGUCCCCAGUCGAGAUAUUCACGAAGGUCCCUGCAUUCCAUCUCUAUUUCGACGAUAUGAAGGUUCGCUUUUUCUGUUGGAUCAAAUAUUCUGUGUCUUCAGUUUUUUUAUUUUUAUUUCAUACCUAUAGAUUUUUUUCGUGUUGAAAAAAAUUUGCUGAACUUUUUGAAAAUUCCUGUUUCCAACCUUUAUACGCUGUUUUUUUUUAUUUAUUCGAAUAAAUAGUGGAAGGAUUUGCGACGGUUGACAGGUGCACGACAACGUGACGACGUGGAACGUCACGCGGAUUCCGAUCAACCGCCAUAAAAGGCAUCUGGACGCCUCGCAGAUGCUCAAGUUCUGGGAGAUUGUCGAUCGUCACAUCAUGAAAUCUGCUUCGAAUCUCAGGUUCUGA